CGCCGUUUUGGGGAGGAAAGUCUUGUGGUACUUUGUGUGUUGAAUAUUGCCAACAAGGAUGAGGAAAGGACCACCAACACAAGAAACUAUUGUUAAGUAAACAUCGGCAUCAUUACAGAAUGAGGUUCUGUCGGCUGUUUCGCCAAGUUCAGCAUGUGGGGGCAAGGAGUCUGGUCAUUGGGCUGCUUUCUUAUGCUAAUUCCAGUCUAGUUGCCGGCAUUUCAACUUCUUGUGCCAAUAAUGCCCGUAAAAGGACCAGCCAGUACAGUACAGUGGACACAGAGAAGUACUCUUCCCUUGUUCAGUCAGUAGUGUCUUCAAGAACCAGUUCCCAAACUCCUGCAAGCCUUGAGGAGGAAGAUGGUCAUAUUUAUGGUCCAGUUGUUAAAUCGAAGCCUGCGACUGAGCGAUCUGCACCAAAAGCUCCAAAGAACCCAGUUCCGCUCCUGAACCAUGCCAAGAUAUUGGACCUGACAUCGGAAGCAGACUCGGGACCCCCAACCCGUAUCCCACUACAGAGGGGCCCAGGCAAAUCCAGUGCCCCAAGCGUAACCCGCAUUCUGCAACAAACCAUGUCCCCGGAGCAGGCCUUUUACCUGGAGAGAUGGAGGAAAAUGAUGAUUGCCCAACUUGGAGAGGAGGGCUUCAAAGAAUACUCUUUAAAUCUUUUCAGGCAAGGGAAGCAGUUCCACAUGGCCCUGGAGGCCAUUUUCAUGUCAGAGGAAGUGCCGGCCACGGAUACAGAGCCCUCGGAGUUGGUGGCAGGGUACAUUGAGAGCGUCCAGCAUGUGCUGGAAGACAUCAGCGGGGUUAGGGCCAUCGAGAGUGCUGUACAGCAUCAGUCCCUGAACUACCUGGGGAUGGUGGACUGUGUGGCGCAAUACAGGGGAAAGCUCUGUGUGAUUGACUGGAAGACCUCAGAGAAGCCCAAACCGUUCCUUCACAACACAUAUGACAACCCCCUACAAGUUGCUGCUUAUAUUGGGGCCUUAAACAGUGAUGAGCAUUAUGAUUACCAGGUAGAGAGCGGGUUGAUUGUUGUGGCCUACAAAGAUGGCUCACCAGCUCACCCUCAUUUCAUGACCUCUGACCUCUGUCUAGAGUACUGGACUAAAUGGCUGAUUAGAUUGGAGGACUUUAUGGAGAGGAAGUGA
Molecule: messenger RNA, 1154 nt
Organism: Megalops cyprinoides (Indo-Pacific tarpon)
Lineage: Eukaryota; Metazoa; Chordata; Actinopteri; Elopiformes; Megalopidae
Gene: mgme1
Product: mitochondrial genome maintenance exonuclease 1
Exons: 5
Coding region: 120-1154 (344 amino acids)
Biological process (GO): mitochondrial DNA replication
Cellular component (GO): mitochondrion
Molecular function (GO): single-stranded DNA exodeoxyribonuclease activity
Source: RefSeq, a predicted model, not a curated record